AUGAGAUUCUUAUUCUUUUUAAUUGUCUGUGUUUUAGCUUUCGCCACUAGCGCUGUUCGUGCUAUCGAUUGCGAAAUGUGCCAAUAUGCCUUCAGCGUUACUGAAGAUCUCCUCUACCAAAAUGCUUCAGUCGUUGAUAUCCUUCCAGCUUUAAGUUCAGCCUGUAACUACCACGGUGAAGAAUUUGCCGAAACCUGUAAUGAAAUUGUUGACAACCUCGGUUUCGUCUUAUUAGACAAAGCCAACGAACAAGAAAAUGCUCUUGAAGCUUGUUCAGAUUUAGGUGUUUGUCAAGUUGAAAAUGAUCUCCUCAAGAAACACCACUGGAAGAAACACUUAAGACCACACAAAUGGAACCCAUUCAAGAAAUUAAAGUGCUCAGCCUGUAAACACAUCGUCAAAGCUGCUGAAAAAGCCAUCAACAAAGGUACUGAUGAAGGUAAACACUUUGCUUCAUCUGAAUGCAAACACUUAGGCAAACCAUUAUCCCACGUCUGUAACAAAGUAAGAUAUAUAACUUAA
Dictyostelium purpureum is the source of this 522-nucleotide messenger RNA. RefSeq lists its product as uncharacterized. The record is from RefSeq and is a predicted model, not a curated record. Bases 1 to 522 code for a protein of 173 amino acids. The transcript has a single exon. Lineage: Eukaryota; Evosea; Eumycetozoa; Dictyosteliales; Dictyosteliaceae.